Molecule: messenger RNA, 2427 nt
Organism: Pichia membranifaciens NRRL Y-2026
Lineage: Eukaryota; Fungi; Ascomycota; Pichiomycetes; Pichiales; Pichiaceae
Exons: 1
Coding region: 1-2427 (808 amino acids)
Biological process (GO): nucleoside diphosphate catabolic process
Cellular component (GO): membrane
Molecular function (GO): nucleoside diphosphate phosphatase activity
Source: RefSeq, a predicted model, not a curated record
AUGCCGUUGUUGCAGCCACGAGAGUCGGAGCAGGCUGGGUCGGCCAGGCGGACUGCUGCGCCCGUCUACGAUAAUGACGAGCUGCCCUACAACUACAUUGUCGUGAUCGACGCCGGAUCGAAGGGCUCCCGGGCGUACGUGUACGCGUGGGAGUCGGCAAAACACCACCUUGGGAAGGAGAGGAAGGCGGGGUCGGAGGCGGGCGCCUGGGGGUUGCCCAGGCUCUGGUACGAGAAGCACUGGCACAAACGCAUCAAGCCCAGCAUCGAGUCGUCGAUCAUCGAUUUCGGGCUGCACAACUCGUACCUCUACAACUACCUGGACCACCUUGUGGCGGAGGUGUACGCCCUGGUGCCGGUGGAGCAGCACUACCGCACGCCGGUGCUUUUCCACGCCACGGCGGGCCUGCGGGCGCUGGACCCGGACUUGCAGUCGAAGAUCCUGGACAAGAUCUGCGGCUACCUAGCGGACCACACAGACUUCUUCUUCCCCGACUGCGCGUCGCACGCGAACAUCCUCGACGGCGACGUGGAGGGCCUGUACAGCUGGAUCACGGUCAACUACCUGCUGAACGGCAACCGCACCGCCCAGAACCCGGCGUCCACCUACGGCGUCCUGGAGUUGGGCGGCGGGUCUGCGCAGAUCUGCUUCCAGCCGUCGGCCGCGGAGACAGAGAAGCGCUCGGUCCAGCUCGUCAACUUGCAGCUGGACCAGAAUUACCAGCUCUUCUCCACCUCGUUCCUCGGCUACGGGCUCAACCAGUUCCACCACGACUACCUUCUCUUUCUGAUCGAGAAGUCCUCGCUGGCAGCUGCCGCUGCCGACGCAGCUGGAGCUGCCGAGGACGGCGCCUACAAAAACUCCGGUAUCCUGGACCCCUGUUUACCGAAAGAGUACUCGGAUACCUUCACCUUCAACAGCCACCAAUACAUUCUCCAUGGAUCCAGCGACUUCCAGCAAUGCAUGGACAACAUAUAUUCCAUCAUAGGCGACAAUGACGAGCAGUGCAAGUCGCUUCUCGUGCCGGACGAGGACAGCACAACGGUCAAGGUGUCCAAAUGUAUGCUGAACCCAAUCAUGCCCAAGUUCAGCUUGGAUAAGGACAACUUCAUUGCAAUAUCGGGCUAUUGGGACGCCGUCAUCCAACUCCUAGACUUCACCAACCAGAACAAAGACACAGUCGUCUCCAACAGUGUCGUCUAUCAUCCGGAAAUAUUCACAGAAACAACAGAAAAAAUCUGCAACAUGGAUUUCACCUCUUUGCAGCAUUACGGAGGCAGCGACAACCACAAGAGGUUUUCCACAGAUGAGAUCACAAAUAUGUGUUUCAAGUCGUCCUACAUAACAGCCCUACUACAUAGCGGCUAUGGCUUGCCCUUGAACUCCGAUUUGGACCAGGACCCAGAUGCAAAUAAAAUGGCCAACCACCUAUUGAUCAACGACAAAAUCAAUGGUUUCAAAUUCUCGUGGACAUUGGGUAGAGCCCUCUUGUAUGCCGCAGAUGAGUCUGCAAGAGAAUACGCCAAGUUUGUCAACGGAACCGACGCAAGCUUACCUCCAGAAUUGCGUGUUGGCUACUAUAGGAACUCCGCUCCUACGUUCUUCCAUCAUGGUUCAGAACAACAAGGCGUGCCUACACGUCCCGAUUUUGAGUUGAAAGAUGAGUAUCCGACUUACACCUUUGACCUCAAAAAUCAGGCCACUAAGGCAGGACACGCCAAGCCACCUGCAACGACCACGGAACAAGCAAUGGAUUAUUAUUAUGAUUUUGACAACGGUUACGAUGAAGAUGAAGAUUCUAACUUUGACAACAACGGUGGUUUCGGUGAUGAGAGUUGUGACGAUGAUGAUGAGGCUGAGUUUGUCUAUCAAUCGUCGAACCAUUCGACAGCAAUGAAAGUAUUUCCCAUUCUUACCCUAAUAAUGAUACUUCUCUACUUUAUCCCAUUCACCAGAAACUACAUGAUUCGGCUGUACAUCAAAGUUAGACGCAGCUUUAGUUUGUACUCGAGCUUGGGACAAUCUCCUGAUAGUUUUACUUUCAAUUCAGAUGUUGAAAAUACAAUAGGGGCAGACGGGAAUUUGAGGAAAUUCCAUAUCCGUGGUGGAAACAAAAAAAAUACAGAUGUACAAUAUGACAAUAAUAAAAGCCCUACCAAUGGCGAAGAUUUUCAUUUGGAAAUACCUUCAGCCAAAGACAUGAGGUUUUCUAGUUCUAACGACCUAGAAUUACAAGAUUUCAAAGUUGGAGACUUUUCUCUUAAUCCUGAAGACGGCACCACUAAUGAACCAUCAACCCAAGACGAUGAUGAUCGUCUCUGGGACGUCGAUAAUAACUUGCGUAAUGAUGUUGUGUCUGAUUUCGACUUCGGCGUGUCGGACGAUGAGUGGGAAAACGAUAGUGAUGGUAUUGAAAGAGCUGCCUAG